Molecule: messenger RNA, 1226 nt
Organism: Erythranthe guttata (spotted monkey flower)
Lineage: Eukaryota; Viridiplantae; Streptophyta; Magnoliopsida; Lamiales; Phrymaceae
Product: putative receptor-like protein kinase At4g10390
Biological process (GO): protein phosphorylation
Molecular function (GO): protein kinase activity; ATP binding
Source: RefSeq, a predicted model, not a curated record
AAAUAAUAUAUAUGAUCACCAAGUUCCUUGUUGUUUCGCACGCACCUUUGAUCAUCGAUCGGUCGCUUAUAUAAAAUCCAUUCUUGAUCGAUUAAUAUUGAUUUCUCUCAGCAAAGCUAAUUAAUUAAUUUAAAGUGGUAUAAUUAAUUAUAUUGUUUGCUGUGAUCGAUCAUGGGUUUCAUGAAGUUUGUCAAGUUUCUGAGGUUGAAGCUUAGUAGUUGCAAAAGGGUGGGGGGCAAAAGAGUUGCGGCUUUCGAUAUUGGAGACGAUGACGACGAUGUCGAAGACUAUACUCUGAAAUCUAAUUCCAUUUUUUCAUGGGAAGAGAUUCAGAAGUUGACUAUGAAUUUAUCCAUGGUUAUUGGAUAUGGAGGGUUUAGUACCGUGUAUCUUGCUCAUUUACCCGAUUCUACGACGGCCGCCGUUAAGAUACAGUGCAGCAGCGAGCGUCUGAAUCAAGCCCACAAGCUUGAAUUGGAGAUCUUGCAACAUCUCCAACACCCUAAUAUUGUCAAGAUUAUUGGUCAUUGUCACGACCGAGAAGAAGGCAUAUUGGUAUUGGAGCACGCCCCGAACGGCAAUUUACAAGAGAAACUCCACGGCUCGUCGAAGAAUAAUAAUAUUCAUCUUUCGUGGAAGAAACGAAUCUCCAUAGCCUUCCAGCUAGCUAAGGCAAUUGAGUACCUCCACAAACACCCUACCCUACAAAUUAUCCACGGCGACAUCAAAUCGUCCAACAUAUUGCUCGACCAAAAUCUCAACUGCAAGCUCUGCGAUUUCGGUUCAUCGAAGAUGGGAUUCUCUUCAUUAGUACUAAACCCUAAUUCCAACUCCUUUAUCCGUAGGAAUCGAGUAACCAUGGUUGGUUCUCCCGGUUACACGGACCCUCACUAUCUGAGAACUGGGCUUGCUUCGAAGGAGAACGAUAUUUACAGCUUUGGUGUUGUUAUUUUGGAACUCAUAACCGGAAUACAAGCGUUUAACCCUUCGACUGGUGAGAGACUAACGGUUAGGGCAGAACGGGUACUAAACAACGUCUCGAAGGCGGUGGAAAUAGUUGACCCACGUCUCGAAGGGGACGUUGACUUUGAAGAAGUCAAAGCAAUGGCUGCAAUCUCCGCUAUGUGCUUUUCCGAUUCGCCCGUUCAUCGGCCUUCUGCCUCUGAUAUAUUGAACAUCAUGGCAAACAAGAUUUCCUCCAUAUCCUCGUAACAUAUUCUAUAUAU